Messenger RNA from Mollisia scopiformis, 946 nucleotides. RefSeq lists its product as uncharacterized. Bases 270 to 845 code for a protein of 191 amino acids. The transcript has a single exon. The record is from RefSeq and is a predicted model, not a curated record. NCBI's taxonomy places the organism in Eukaryota, Fungi, Ascomycota, Leotiomycetes, Helotiales, Mollisiaceae.
UUCCCCGCGCACCGUGUAACUGGUUCGAUACUUCGGCGUUCAUGCCAAAUAUUGCUGACAGCCGAUACAGUGGAGCCUUCAGCACUCCAAAGUGAGCAGAUUCUUGUCGUCCUUCCAGAUGCAUCGGUCCAACCCACUUCUGUUCAACCUUUCGCUUGGCGCAAACCACCAACAACAUGCGGGAUAGCAGGUUAAAGUUCAUUAGUAGAAACUUUCCGCAGAGCCUCACUCCCACGUCGGGUGGAAUUUGACAGCGGCUGGUAGAGAUAAUGGAGGCGUUCGCAACAAGGAUGAAGGACCCGGCCUUGCAUACGCGGAAACGCCAACUCCGUUGGCAUCAUCUCGCCCAAAGAUGGGGAAACGAUAUUCGAGUGGGGGUUGCGUGGAGUAACCACUUGCUAUUUCAAAAUCUCUGGGAUCAUCCGCAGUACUUCGUACCUAAGAGAGCAGUCCAAAUUCCUAAUGAUCACAAGAAUCUUUGGUAUCAAGUUAAAAUUUUGUUCUCAGUCUUUACUCUGCAAACAGAAACUCACAAUGUCGGGGCAUUGGACGCCAGUGAUGAAUGCGACUCCACAAGAGGUCCAAGAGUCCUAGCUUCUGCAACAUUUGCAUUCCGCCUGGACGACCGUCAGUUCAGAUCGACAUGGAGUGACCUUCGCUGGAGGAAGGCAGCUUUGAUGGUCGGUCAUUUCAUUCGUAGUUCUCGACCCUGGGCGCAGGCACGCUUGGACCCAGGGAGGAGAAGUGCUUCUGCGAAGCAAUUGCGAAAGCUAGACCUGCUAUGCCAGCGCUGGAGACAACGACCUUUUUGCCUGCCACGAAAGGUAUGCGAGCAUCUGCCAUAAUUCCAAACAGAGUCUUUGAACGGGGAGAGAAUAGCGGUUGAACCACUCGAAGUAGUGAUUAACACCAAUGCCACACAUAUGAGGGCGUGGGGCCAAAUUUC